Molecule: messenger RNA, 654 nt
Organism: Yamadazyma jaroonii
Lineage: Eukaryota; Fungi; Ascomycota; Pichiomycetes; Serinales; Debaryomycetaceae
Source: the annotation of a GenBank genome assembly
AUGUUGAUGAAAAACGUUAACUUCAGUGCUAACUGUAAGAGUAUUUACAGUAGCAGUUUCAGAAGAUUCAUAUCCAAAAGACCUGACAAUUUAAUCGAUGUUCAAUUAUUGAAAGAUCAUGAGAACUUAGGAGUUGCAGGAAAUAUUGUAACUGUCAAAGCAGGUUACAUGAGACAAAAAUUACAUUCAACAAAGAUCGCUUGUUAUUUGAAUGAUGGACCAAGAAUCCCUGUAGUUGAAACCAAGAUUGUCAAGAAAGUCAAAAUAUCCACACCUAAACCAGUCAAAGAAGAAAAAGUCGAAGAUUUCAAACCUUUAUCAUUAUCUGAAUUAUCUAGUAUUUUCAAUAAUAAAUCCAAUAAUACAUCAGCACCAAUAUCUUUGAAUGCUGAAACUGAAGUUUCAUUCAGUUCUCAUGAUAUUAAUGAUUCCAUUCCAGAAACCAAUAUUUUCGACUCAGGUGACAAAAUAACUAAAGAUUUCUUGAAAACUUAUAGUUUCGAUAUUUCAGGGAUCGAGAUACCUACUACUUCAAUGAAGAUUCAAGGUGAAAAGAAAGAACCUUUAGAAGAUAUAAAUACCCCAGGUACUUAUACCUGGUCCAUAUCCACCUCAGAUGGAAAAACUGUAAAGAAAGUCAUCAUCAUUCAAUAG